This is a messenger RNA of Rotaria sordida, 224 nucleotides long. Lineage: Eukaryota; Metazoa; Rotifera; Eurotatoria; Philodinida; Philodinidae. The record is from the annotation of a GenBank genome assembly.
UUCAAACACGUAAACAACAAACUGGUAGUGGAAAUCGAAAUGAAAAAAUUCGAACAUAUAAUAUACCACAAAAUCGUAUAACAGAUGAACGUCUUAAUGAAAAUGUUCACAAUGUUAAUGAAUUUCUCGAUGGAACUUAUUGUUUACAUACAAUGAUUGAACAACUUAAACAACAAGAUAGAUUACAACGUUUAAUUGAACUAACUAAUAAAUCUUCAAAUUAA